AUGACGCGGAUGAAGGUGUUAGCGAGGUCAUAUGUUUGGUGGCCUGGUCUAGACAAAGAUCUAGAGAGCACAGUACGGAGCUGCAAAAUCUGUCAAAGUGUUCUUCCGGCAAAGACUGUUGGUCCUCUGCAGCCCUGGUCAUACCCGACAAGAGUUUGGCAACGUGUACAUGUGGACUAUGCUCUCAAGGACGGCGUAAAUUUGCUGGUGCUGGUCGACGCCUACUCGAAAUGGGUUGAGGUUUUCUGUAUGAAUACAACGACUACUACGAGCACACUGAAGAGGUUGGACGCACUUUUUGCAUCCUAUGGUUACCCUGAAGAAUUGGUAACAGACAACGGGCCACAGUUCGCCUCUGAGGAAUUUCAAGAGUUCCUGCGACAGCGAGGAAUCAGACAUACUCGAACACCUCCAUACCACGCAGCUUCCAACGGAGCUGCAGAGAGACUGGUAAGGACCACCAAGACUGCGCUCAUCAAGGAAGUUCUGGAAGACAGGAUAAUGGGAGCGAAGCGUACAGUACAAGAGCGCAUCAACGACUUUCUGAUGUCCUACCGAAACACGCCAAAUUCGGUAACGGCAAAGGCUCCAGCGGAGCUUUUCCUGAAGCGGUUGCCCCGCAUUAGGUUGUCUCUCGUGAAGCCGAACUUCGCAAGUGACAUGGCAGACCGUCAGAAAAGGAAUACUGACCGUCGUAAUUGCGAAAGAGGACCGGCAGACCUGUUCAGCGUCAACGACAAGGUGUUCGUGAAGACAACGAGAGGCGAAGCAGAAUCAUGGCAGGAAGGGAUCAUCGAAUAA
This is a messenger RNA of Ornithodoros turicata, 801 nucleotides long. RefSeq lists its product as uncharacterized. The transcript has a single exon. Gene Ontology annotation, molecular function: nucleic acid binding. Lineage: Eukaryota; Metazoa; Arthropoda; Arachnida; Ixodida; Argasidae. The record is from RefSeq and is a predicted model, not a curated record. Gene Ontology annotation, biological process: DNA integration. Bases 1 to 801 code for a protein of 266 amino acids.